Molecule: messenger RNA, 1149 nt
Organism: Echinops telfairi (small Madagascar hedgehog)
Lineage: Eukaryota; Metazoa; Chordata; Mammalia; Afrosoricida; Tenrecidae
Gene: CFAP298
Product: cilia and flagella associated protein 298
Exons: 7
Coding region: 81-953 (290 amino acids)
Biological process (GO): regulation of cilium movement
Source: RefSeq, a predicted model, not a curated record
CCGUUGUUGCUCUCCCGGGAAACUACUGCCGGAGUGUCGGGCUGUGGGCCGCGCGUCCCGGCUCUCCUCCCAGGGCCGCCAUGGUUCUACUGCACGUGAAGCGUGGCGACGAGAGCCAGUUCCUGCUGCAGGCGCCCGGGAGCACCGAGCUGGAAGAGCUCACGGUGCAGGUGACCCGGGUCUACAACGGAAGGCUCAAGGUGCAGCGCCUGUGCUCAGAAAUGCAAGAAUUAGCAGAACUUGGGGUCUUUCUCCCUCCCAAUAUGCAAGGGCUGACUGAUGAGCAGAUUGAAGAACUGAAGCUGAAGGACGAGUGGGGAGAAAAGUGUCUUCCCAGUGGAGGUGCAGAAUUUAAGAAGGAUGAUCUUGGACGAAGGAAUGGACAAGCUCCAAAUGAAAAAAUGAAGCAAGUGUUAAAGAAGACCGUAGAAGAAGCCAAAGCCAUAAUAUCUAAGACACAAGUGGAAGCCAAUGUGUGUGUGACCAUGGAGAUGGUGAAAGAUGCCCUGGACCAACUGCGCGGUGCCGUGAUGAUUGUGUAUCCCAUGGGGCUGCCCCCCUACGACCCCAUCCGGAUGGAAUUUGAAGAUAAAGAAGACUUGUCAGGAACUCAGGCAGCCCUCAGCGUCAUUAAAGAAUCAGAGGCCCAGCUGUGGUGGGCAGCCAAGGAGCUAAGACGAACAAAGAAACUUUCAGACUAUGUGGGGAAAAAUGAAAAAACCAAAAUUAUCGUCAAGAUUCAGCAACGGGGCCAGGGAGCUCCAGCCCGAGAGCCGCUCAUCAGCAGCGAGGAGCAGAAGCAGCUGAUGCUGUAUUAUCACAGGCGGCAGGAGGAACUCAAGAAAUUAGAAGAAAAUGAUGAUGAUUCCUGUUUAAAUUCUCCCUGGGCGGAUAACACUGCUUUGAAAAGACAAUUCCAUGGAGUGAAAGACAUAAAGUGGAGACCAAGAUGAAGCUCACCUGCUGGCAAAAGGAAGCUUUCAGCAACACCCACGCAUCAUCUUGCUGUUAGAUGUGAUAACAAUAAUAAAAAGAGUGCCCACGACCCUUUACAAAAGAUGUUGACAUUUCUAUUUUUUUCUACUUUUUUCAUUUGAAUUUUUGAAAUUGGGGUUAUUUAAGGCUGUAGAACUUAAUAAAUACAUCUCU